ACGAACCGAAACUCGCGACAAAACACUCGUGCGCUCAAAGAUGGCGGAUGGGUCGCCCGAGGACCGUGCCGGUCGGACUCAAAACGAGGAUUUAACUUUUUCCGCGUCUGAUCCAUCACACGGUGACACAAAAAAGUGUAGUGGGCAAGCCGCGGAAGGCGUCAGAUUGAAGUUAUCGUUCUAUACCGAACUGGAUGCGAGUGAAUCGUGUGAGAAAAGUGAGACGCGCGGCGUGGUAGGCGAUUGCUCCGUGGCGGUCGCAACAGCAGAUUUCCGAAAAACACCCGGCGAGAGCGUCGCUCACGACGGAGACGACAGGAAGAAGCGAUGCAUCGACCGAUACGACAGCUCCGAGUCUUCUGACAGUGGUGUGGCGGUGCUGAGUCCGACGGAGAGCGGCGGCUGCAGCGGCAGCGACAUCACUGAGCCGCGCUCGCCCCGGAGUCCCGAGUCGGGCUGCAGCACGAGCGAGGAGGGCGCGGACGCGCGCAUGCCGCCUUGGGCGAGCGAGCCGGCGCCGCCGGCACCGAGACCGCGCCUCGCGGCUCAGCCCGCGCCUCUCCGCCGCCCCAACCCGCCCAUUCACCGCCGCAUUACCGAGUACUUUAACCAUAAAAUGAAGCCGCAGAAUGGCGUCAAGCGAGACUCCAACACGGUCACUAGUAACGGUGACACCAAAAAAAAGUGCCUACCCAAAAACGGUGUCACCCACGACCUCGAAAAGUAUAUCUCGUACUUAUCGCAAACUUUGAGUCCGAAAGUCCUGCUCGAUGUCGGAAAACAAUCUGAGGCAACGAAAGAUCCGGUCAGCCAAUCAACACCAGUCAGCGCAAACUCCUCAAAAACAGAUUUACCUAAAACGACAUCAUCCGUUACACCUCUCAAUGGUAUGAAAGAAUGCAGCAAAGCUAAGGGCAACAAAGGAACGCAUACGAUGAACGGUUUAAUGGAUAUCCGGCACGGAAUAGAAACGUACAAUAAAGAAAAGAACAUGGGAUAUUUGAACGGUUUGAACGACAAUAAAAAACGAAACUUAAAAAUGACUCAGGGACCAUCAGCUAGUACAAUGGCAAACUUGAACAAACCUAAAGCUCCAAUACCGAGUUCGAGCGAAUUACUUGGAAUUAGAAUCGCACCCGCAGUAUGCAUCAGUCAGUCGCCAAAAAAACAAUCGCCUGUCAAACCAGACCCUAUGAAAUACAAUGGCGUGGUUAGUUCCACCACUAAGUUAGAUAGCAGAAUGAAUGGAGUCACAUGUGGUUCUAAUAACCUUAAUCUAAUAAAUAAACCAACAUCAACUAAAAAGGAGCCCGUUAAAAAGAAUACGCAGCCGAAUAAGCGGACUAACCGUAAAUCAUCAGCUUGUAUCGCAAAUAGCAAAAAUUUAACUUGGUCCAAAGCUAAUAACCUAAAACAGGUCCAAUUACAAAAACAAAACUGUACAAACCAAACACAAAAUCCACCGAUAAGUACUCCUGGCGAAGCGAGUCCAGCACCAAAAAUGAAUAUUCCAAACGGAGUUCGCCAAGUCUCUAUGACUGUUAAUGGAAAUCUUGGGAAUAUAAAUGUACCUGUAGCAAAUCUCCAAAACUGUCACCAAAUUAAUCUAUCGCAGCCCUGUAACGGUACUGUAACACCUAACAAUAAUUUGGCAUCAUUUGUUGCCGUACCGCCGAACAUGAUGUUGACUGCGUUAAGAAUACCUCAGAAUGGAUUACCCGCUCAAACUUUAAACCAGCAAGGUAAUAUUGCUUUUAAUCGACCAAAUGUUAACGUUUCGAGCCCAACGAAGUUAAAUGGUCAAUUUGUUUUUCCACUGAUGCAAAAUAUCAAUGGGACUGUAUUACAAAUACCGAAUUUAAUGGCGAAAAUGCCAAAUUUCGUUCUCCCUCAAGCGCCGCAAAUGGGCCCACAGAGGCAAGACCACAUACAUAACCAACAGGCUGCACAAUUUCUUUUUAAUGGAACCUUGUUAAAACUUGCGAAUACGGUUCAACCCACAUAUACACCCGCAAACAAACCUGGCCCUGUCACUAGUCAUUCAAUACCAGUGAUGAACAAAAACAUCCCAGGACUGCAGCCUGUUGGAAUGACAGUUCAGCAAAAACCCAAUUACACUGUGAACCUAAGUCAUCCUGUUUUAGUACCCCAACCUGGAUUUAUCGUGACUUCUGUGCCAAAUAUGAACGUCAAAGAGACGUGGAGCUAUACGAGUACCGGCUCCACUCCGACUUCGCAAAUAACGUGCUCAAAUCCAAUUGUCCACCACCCUCCCCCUAUCGUUACGAACUUUACUAAUCAAAUGCUACACACGAGCAGUAUACCCAUAGCUCCAGUGAAGCCGCCGGACAACCCGAUUCAGGGGACGGAACCGCCUAGUAGUACUGUUAAGGAACCAGAAUUAAGUGAAGUGAGAAAUUUUAAGUGUGAUAUUCCAUGGCUGUCUAAAACUGUUAAUAAUAAUAUUGUUCCAUUAGAUUCUAAUAAAUUCUCGAGGCCUUUUGCACAAGUUAGUAGUUGUUCGGAAAAGCUUGAAGAAUUCGCGAUCGGAAAAGCGGAGAAAGAAAACAUACAGAACGAGGAACUAAAGAACGAUUCUAAAGUGGAGAGUACAAGUGACGAUUUAAAGAAAGUGGAGGAAGUCGCUAGAAGAGAGGAAACAAUCUUUACGCAAAUUACUGUUUUAAAGGAUGUGUCGUCGAAUGUUCAAAAUACUGUGAUAGAAGCAAAUUUUUGUAGUACUACCACGGAGUCGUCGGAGUCUGGUAUAGGGACUGAUAAAUCUAUUGAUUCACCGAGUGACUCGCAAACUAGCAAGGAAUGUGACGAAGACUCCUCCUUAUCUCUUAGUAUUAGUGUGAGCUCAAUUGAAACGCAGAGUAGCCAGAAAAGCCCAAUUCUAAAGCAGCCCAAAAUAUUGCGGUUUCCGCCGAGAACUCUCACGAAGCCAGAAAAUGAUCGAAGGACAUCCAGCACGGAUACCACCAGUGUGACAGUCUGUUUAUGGGAGAACUGUAAACGGGAGUUGGAGAGCGAUACAGACCUAUUGGACCAUUUACAGACUGUCCACGUGGAAUCACAAGCGGGCAAGGAGAACUACGUGUGUCUAUGGGAGCAGUGCAAAGUGCGCGGCAAGCCGUCGUGUUCUAGACUGUGGCUGGAGCGACACACUCUGUCGCACGGCGGGAACAAGCCCUUCAAAUGCAUCGUCGACAGCUGCGACAGGAGAUUCUCCACUCAGAUAUUGUUGGAAAGACACGUGAACAAUCACUUCAACGAGUCGUCACCUAACGCUGGCAAUGGGAAGAAGGCCGCGGACAGUUCGUCCAAGUUGAUACGGCGGAAUGGCAAGAAGCUGCGGUACAGGAGACAGCCUUGGUCUGCGCGCAUGUUCGAUUUCUUCGACACGGGCAUGAUGGAGGGGCUCGCGUGGCGCCUGUCGCGCUGCACGCGCUGGCGGCUGGGCGGCGGCUGUCCGCUGCGCGAGCCGCCGGGCCGGCACACGCUCACGCUGCACGCCGCCGUCGCCGCCUCGCGCUACAACGCGGCCGACGCGCGCCGCGAGACGCUGCUCACCUACUACCCGCCGCACGUAAUCGACGACGAGUGGGUUCCCGAAGAAGAAGUGAAACGAGUGAAGAGAGUGGAGAUUUCCCAACUUCCCGCGCACUCGAAGGUGUUGCUGUACGACCAGUUCUGCAGCUCGUACCGCAAGACUCCGUCCCCGCCGCCCACGAGGAAGGCGCCCGUGGUGACGUCGCAGCCGGUGCGGCUGCUGCCCACGCGCCAGUGCACCUCCUCCAGACUCCUGAACAACCUCAUCGCGCAGCAGAAGAAGAAGGAGACCUACAGCUGCAACGCCACCAACAUGCCGAUGGAGUUCAGGGAGGACGACAGAAGCGAGAAGGUCGAAGUCAGCGGAGCUAAGAAACGGAAAAUGGGGAGACGGUACGGCGGGAACUCGUUCUGGCCGUGCGGACGAUAAUUGAGAGGUAUUCGGGAGCGUGCCGCACUGUCCUCGCGAUUUGUCGACGUUGUAUCAGAUUUAACGCUGUGGAUUUUUGGUUCCGUUAUUUUAUUUUCAGGGAGCGACCGUUUUAGACGGGGGUAUUUCGGAUUUUAGGGAAUUGACGAAGUCGUAUCGACGGCUGACGACGCGUCGCCGGCGCCUAGUGCGGCACGCUCCGGGACAGAUGUUGAUUCACCGGCGGGCGCGUCCGUAGGAAUGAACAUUGAAAACAAGACUGAUUCUUACUUUUUAUAAAAUGAUAUUGAAUGAAAUGCGUACCUCGAGCCGGGGGUCGGCGCCGGGCGAACAAAUGUGUACAUAAUUAGGCGGAAAUGUAUAAAGGUUAGGGUCGAGCGCGACGUGUACAUUAGGCGAUUUAGUUUAAUAUUCCACUUCGGGUCACCGGAGGGUAGCGGACGGAGCAGUCUGAGUAGACGUAAGCUAGUACGUAAGGAGAUGACGACCAGCGAUUUAGCAUCACUGCCAAUUGUAAAUAGUAUAGUCUUAAAUAGUUAGAAACGCGAUUUUAUUUCGGGCUUAGGUUUUUGCGUCGAGCGGCUUUCGCUUACGAGGGCCGGCGGGGUUUUGAUGUUGUUCGGUUUAGCGUGAUCGAGUAUCACCAAGUGCCUCUAUAUUGCACAUCCGGGCUGCCCAUGAACGGCGACUGAUCGACGGCAACAUGCCAAAGUGCUAUGCAACUAGCUGAUACAUCAAUCCAGUUAAAUAGACUACAAACUACUCUGUUGUACGAAAGAAUGUCGUAGCUGCAAAUUUUUACAAACCAGGGGUUGCAACCAAUUUGGCAGGUUGUGAGGUUAUAUCCGAUGAAUUAGAAGGUAUUUUAUGGGCAGCCCCACACCAUAGCAGUGUUCACUUUAUAUCAGGUUUACCGCGUAGUCAUAUCAACGCAGAUAGUUUUAGAGUCCAAUUUUUAAUAAUCGUUUUAUACCCAUGUUCCGAAGUGUUUUUUGAAGGAAUCAACAGCUGUCUGUUUUUGUAGCCGUAUCAUACUCUGGUUUGUAUUGGUUUCGAAAAUUAAAAAAAAAUAUUUUAUUAUAAAAUGUUACAAUAUAUCUAAUUCAUGUCAUAUGUCGAUAGGCCUAAUAAAAUUCUUGAUGUAAAAGCUCAGAUUUCAACUGGGUUGUAAGUCAGUCAAAUAAAGUUAAUUUGUCAAAUGCCCGACUAGUUUCAAACCCAUUAAGAGUUUUAGUUUUAUGAGCGUAAUUAUUAAUACUAAAAAAACAAGAAAAUCUAAUGCCACUGUUUUCGAACACCAAUCUAUCCAAGUACGAUGCGGCGUGUAUAAAUCACUGCCAUCUAAAGUUGUAUUUGGUUGUUAAGUGCAAUUUACGAACUUGCAUCGACAACAUAACUUUUAGCAAUAAACGAUUUGUGAUAAGAUACUUGAAUAGUUAUUCGUAAAAUCGACCGAUAUUAUUUUUCACGCACAAGAAGUUUGUAGCCGUGUUUUUUGUGUAAUACAAUUUAUUGAAUAGUCUAGCUGAUAUAGGAUAAAGGGAAUGAGUUCCACGCUUACUGUGCGUAUUGCUCUUGCGUAUACGCAGUGGUUCAUAUUGCGUACUACUCUUGCGUAUACGCAGUGGUUCAUAUUGCGUACUACUCUUGCGUAUACCCACUGGUUCAUAUUGCGUACUACUUUUGCGUACACGCAGUGGUUCAUAUUGCGUACCAUUCUUGCGUAUACGCUGUGGUUCAUAUUGCUACUAAUCCUACGUUUAUGUAGUGGUUCAUGUUUCGUAUACGCAGUGGUUUAUAUGCUACUAAUUCUAUGCAUACGCAAAAGUUAACACUGCGUACUGCUGUUGCGAUUACGUAAUGGUGCAGAGCGUGUGCCACUUGACUAUACGCCAUUGGUGUAUACGCAAUUAAACCAAAAUUAAUUACGUUCAAAGUGCGUGUCACUUUUGUGUAUACGCAAUAGUUUGUGCGUGCCACUCCUGCGUAUGGGUAUAAUGAAGAAAUUAAUUGAAGGGCUUGUAGAAAUGAUUUUUUAAUUUUAUGACGAUUUCUUGACAAUUGAAGGAAAAGUAAUAUAUUAGUAAUUGAUUUUCUAUUUUAUACAUACUUAUUUAAUAACGUAGAAUAUUUUUUUCUUCAUUCUAUUCAAGGAUGUCUUGGAGAAUGAUAUUUGAAUUUAAAAUGGAAGGCCGCACCCAUAUCCAUAUUAGUAUGUACUUUCGACCAAUUACAGGCAAAGAUGAUUUCAUCUUGUCUUUCAUUGGUUGGAAUAUUUAGGAGUGGUCUUCUGUUUGAAUUUAGAAUAAAGCAAUUGGUUUUAUUCAAUUACAAACGUUCGACUCAUUGUGUUCAUAAAAGAGAAUAUGUUUUGCUUGCAUAAUUAUUUAUUUAAAAAGAAAACGAAUCCUUAAAUGGGUGUAAAAUUUUAAAUAUAUGCACUAACUUACUGAAGUGUUAAAAAGAAAAAGAUUUUAGACAGACAUUUAGUCAUAAAUACGUGUCCACUUUCAUGGAUAUGAAUGUUUGUCGAAUUUGAUAAGACGAAUCGCUUUAUAGUAAAAUAUGACGCAGGUCUUCCUGACGGACAGGUCCGAAGCAUUUUUUUAUAUAAAUAGACGGUUUAGGUGUUUAUUAACAUUUUUGAUGGCCCUUAUACAGACGUCGAUGCCUUUUUAGCCCUAAGGUUAAUAUACAUGUGGAUGAUGGACGCUUGUACGAACAUUUCGUGGACCUUAAUUAUUCGAAUAAAAUUACAAAGUUACACCAAACAUACAAUUGUCUUUAAUAAAAUAUUUUCCUUUCUAUUUAAGCAUAGUCUGUGCUAGAAUAAUAACUCAAAUAGUAUCAAAAAUAAAAUCGCUCUGAUUUUAUGGUUUUGAGUAAUAAUAUUAAAAAACAAUAUUAGACAAAAGAAAAUUCUCUCUUUACUAAUAACGCCACACGGAAACGGCGAAGGCAAAAUAAUAUACAAGUAUAUUGUUCGACAAAAAUACGUAUGCUUCAAUGACUUUAACUUAAAAAUAUAAUGAAAUGUCCGCCAGUCUGGACGGGGCCUUGAUGGUUGUUGACUAAAAAUUAAGACAUACGUGUUUUUAUGCUAUACGUAUGCUUCACUUCACAUUAAAAAUGUAAAAGUACUUGUGCUUUGAACCAAGAGUUUUACUAUGACUUGAUCCAAUAAAAAUAAAGAACAUUAAUAGAGAUUUUUUGUGUGUAGGUUUAGUAAAUGUUCGUAUUAGUGUCCACUUUAUACAAUAUAUUGUGUUCUGUGCUCACGCGAUCUCGCUAGUAUUUUUUAGUUAGUGCCUCUAGUGUUAAGUUAGGACGAAUUGCGUCUGGCGCGUGCCGCCGUCUCUUGUUGACGUUCGCUUCUUGGUCUAAGAGCCGGCGUCAGAAAUAUACACCCUCAUCUGUUAUUUAUUUGUGAUCAGAAAUAAAUUAUAAAUAAUUUUCACGGUGACACAUUGCAAAUAGGUUACCUAGUUAAAUGAAAUCAUGGACUAGAUCAAAGGCACCUAGAUAAAUUUUGACUGACGUAUUAGAUGACUAAAUAUUGAUGACAGUAUUUAUAUAACAUUAAUAAACUGUUUAUAUCUGGCAACUCCACGGUUGCAGUGUAAAUUCUGGCAACCUUUACGUUUUAAAUUCUGUUGGGUAUAUUAUUUUAACUAGUGUACGAUUUUUAUUAAUUAAGUAAAGGUAUAGAUUGAAUGAAUUAAAAAAACUAUAAUCAUUUAAUACUCUCCGCCCGCAACUUAACUAGGCGACCUAUGUGCAAUGUGUCAAUGUGAAUAUUUUUCUAUCAUUAUUUAUGUCUUGUAUCAAAUAAAUAACAGAUGAGGGUAUAUAUUCCUCAUGCCGGCUCUCGUACUAUCAGGUGGUUAGGUUAGGGACAGGUAUGUUGUUGUAGGUUGUCAUUUGUUAGUGUACAGCGCCCUCUAGCGUAAUAUGUAAAUGAGAAAGUAUUGGGAGGAAGGAAAGUACUUUGAUAUGAUGAGGUUUAAGGAAAGGUUGCCAGAUUGGAAUAUUAGGACUCGUUCAGACUAAUGAUACAAAUUUGUCCGACAGUCUGGACGUGGCCUUUAGGGUUGUUGACUAUAAAUAAAAAUAUGUGUUUGUAUUGAGUGUCAUAUAAAAAUAUGACAGGUCAUUUUUAGCAGAUAAUAUGAUGAUUCUUUGUGGUCAUGAUGAAAUUUGUUAAAUUUAGUUUAUUAAAAAAUAGUCAAUGACCCUUUCAGCGCUGGCGUGCAUGUGAAAUUGUAAAGUUGCUAUUCUAAUAGAAAAAUGUAACUUGAGCACGUUCAGGCUCGUAAGGCUGUCCUUAUCACUGACGAGAGGAUGAAGAGAGAUGGCAAUGUGCAGUCUUGAACAUGCUCGUAGUAGGUUUGGACCCAAAGAAGCGUUUAGGAAAAUUUCAGUAGUAAAGUUGGUGCCUGAGUGUCGGCGGUUUGAAGGAAACGUGUUUACUUAUGGUCUGUUUCGAUGUAAUUUGUAAGGUAAUUUGUAAGGUAAUCAAAAAUUUUUUUAAAAAAUAAUCUAGCUUUUCGAUUACACGUUUUGGAUUUAUCGAAAUAAUAUAUUACUAAUAUUGAUGACAGAAAUAUUUAAAUGUAAGGAUCCUUUCACACUAACGCAUAUGUCUGUUUGUGGCUGUGCUAGUGUGAAGAGACAGUCACGUAAAGUUUUUGAUACGUCUGAAAAAAUACGUGUUGAAGUUAAUUAAUAAAAAUGAAAUUGAAAAGCAAUAAUUUAAUGUAGCAGUGAAUAUUUACUUUUGUUUCGAAUUAAAUUGAAACAGGUUAUACGUAUUGUAGAUUCUUUUUUGGAAUGCUUCCAAUGUACUGAUUAUUUUUUUUAUUAAAUUAAAUUUCAAUUAGAAUAAAUUAUGUAAUGUUUCUUUUUUGACAGCACUGAUUGUAGUGCCAUAAUGGACUGUGUCUGCAGCAGCCAGACAUAUCGCAUUUUGAUUUUGCCGUAUUUCCAUAGGUAAUUGCGGUAGCUGAUUAUGAACUAUGGAAUAUUGUGGCUUUGGAAGGUACCAAUGGUACAGAUCCUCACCCAUCCCAAGUAUAAAGCGUAUUUUUUUAUAUUAUCUUCGGCAUUAUUUUGAGAAAUAGGUCACCAGUCACUAGUAUCACGGCAACCGUUCGAAAAACUUCGUGGUCUUCAAAAAUGUUAGUCUCCUACGGCAACUAACAUCCAGAAGUACCACAGAAACAUGAAGAACCAUAAUUCCUUAUAAUAUCCUGUAUAAAAUGUAACAAAAUUGUGUUUUAUACUUGGACAAUUGAGGAUUUGGACCCUUAAAACUUGUUACCUUCCGAAGACACCAUGAUCCAUACUCCAUAAUUAACUACCAUACUUAUCUAUAGUAGGAGCAUGGGCUGACAAGCCUUUCUAGAAUGAGGUAUGUCUAGCUAUCGCAGACUCUAGUUCUAUAAUGUUUAAUUGGCUCGCUCGUAAAUUAAUUUAAUAGACAAAUUCGACACCAAAUUCUGAAAGACAAAAUUAUAGGUCUCUUGUAUUGUAACGUGUACCGACUAAUUUUGUGGACUUAUUUGAUCUCAAUGUAAUCGGCGGUGCAACUGUGUUGUGUGUCUGUGUGCGGCGGGGUGCACGAGUGUGGCGUCGACGCGAGUCUUCCCUCAUUGUACCGGCCCAACUGGUCCAACACGGUUAUGUUUACGGUGCUCGCUGUAUGGUCAAAUGACCUUAAUAUUAUUCUUUACGUGUACGGUGUGCGUCAUAUAAAAAAUAUGAAAUACAUAAAGAAACAUAAUUAAUAUUUGGAUACAAAAGGAUGGCCUUAUCAGUUUUGAUGAUUUCCAUCUGGCAAUAAAAUAUUCUUAUUGAAAUAUUGUGGAAUGAAAUUUGUAUAUUUAUGGGUGAAUAAAUAAGUACAACAAAUUUUUGUGAGUACUUGAAAAAUAAAAAGUACUAGUAUAAUAAACAUUCCUGUAUUUUAUUGAGCCUCUACCUCUAGGGCUUCAACCACGGAUCGUAGCUUAAGUUCUUAUGUCUGUGGCUUCAACUAUGUAUUGAAUUUAAACAAAAAGUUCUUACACUAAUGAAUUACUUUUUAUAGCUCAUUGAUAGCUAAAAUACUAAAAAAGAUUGAAAAACAAAGGAGAGAAAGAUAUUCUACUUUCUAUACUUGUGUAUAAAAAUAACACUUAUAAGACAUAACCGUGUUGGACACAUAUUGGGUUGAUGUAAACAUUUGCCUUUACUUGAAUAAGCAAUAAAUAUAUUUAAAAUGACGCCAUUUUCAUGUAUUUCGUGCGCGUGUGCUAAAGUUGUGUAACGCUCAUUAGUAAUUGUAAUUUGCUACUUGAGCAGAAACAGUCAGGCCUAUACUACGCUUGAGUACAAAUUUAAUUUUUGCUAUGAUUUUGUAAGUAUCGACUUGAGAAACUUUUGGAUUAACGAUGAUAAUGUCGCCCUUAGAGUUAGGUUAGCCGUUCGUUAGGCAGAGGAAUAUUUUGUGAACGUGAAUCUUGCAAGUAAAAUUUUAAUACGAUACGAUACGUAUAUUUUUACCACUGCCACAAUUGACGAUGUAAUAAGUAAAGUUAAGUACAUAUCUUAGGUUAUAUGACUAAAAUGCAAGAAUGAUGGGAUUGCUCUUGUUAUGGUGAGCAAAAAGGGGAAAACUAUAGUUGACUGUGAAAAGGCUUAAAUUAUGUACUUUCCUUUACUUAAAACAUCGUCGAUCACAAAACUUAGUCAUAGAGAAUUGUGUCGAGCGCUACAAUUGCGUUUUGUCGCGUAGAAAGGCGCGUGCCUUCAUAUAGACUUGCUCAGCAAAAUAAGUCUUAGUUUAGGUUACGAUUUGAAUCCUGUUGCGACGGAAGAGAUCGCUCAGUCCGGGAACGUGCGGAGUGCGCUGAGAGAGCGUUCUUCGGAUGACGCCGACUGAUGCGUGUUGCGUAUGGUUGUUCCUUGCGUGCAUGGAGGCGUGAACCACAUUACGGCUGCGAGAGACGCGUGUACAAAGGGGCCCGGCCGCUAGCCGGCGGCGUUAGCCGACUUUUAGUCUUGAGAUUGUAGAAAAAUGGUAGACAAAUAGCCGCCCGCGGAGACGCGCUCGGGCCUCGCGGUGUAAAUAGUUAAGUAUUUAUUGCUAAGUAUUAUAGCAGAGGUAAUUUGCUUCGCGCCUGGAGUGAGGCGCCGGUCGUAGUCGGGUUGUCUGUCAACAUGUUUCCUAUGUGCGUUGCGUUUAUAUUAUGAAUGUUCUCCUUUAUUGUAAAUGUUUGGAGCCUGUAUCCCGAAUAGUGUGCACUUCUUAUAUUCAAUUUGUAGAUAUUUAAUUAUAUAUAGUAUAAUGUUUAAAUCUUUCUUAUUUGCUUGGACCCUCUAUGGUGGAAUCCGAAAGUUUUUAAUUAUAAUUUUUGACCCACGCGCCUGGGUUAUCUACCUCAAUUAAUUUAUCACACAUUUGGGCAUAAUAAUAGUGAAUGUUACGUUAAACUCGGACCUUGUAAUUUGUUCAAUGUAGUGAUUUUAAGAUUUUUUAAAUACAAUAAUUUGUCCACAUGUCACAAGUACUGUAUCUUAUAUUAAAUACAUAUUGUAUGAUUGAUUACAA
Messenger RNA from Bicyclus anynana (squinting bush brown), 11576 nucleotides. RefSeq names its product zinc finger protein jing homolog (gene jing). NCBI's taxonomy places the organism in Eukaryota, Metazoa, Arthropoda, Insecta, Lepidoptera, Nymphalidae. Bases 41 to 3985 code for a protein of 1314 amino acids. Gene Ontology annotation, cellular component: ESC/E(Z) complex. The record is from RefSeq and is a predicted model, not a curated record. Gene Ontology annotation, biological process: regulation of transcription by RNA polymerase II. The transcript is spliced from 6 exons.